Messenger RNA from Cladophialophora bantiana CBS 173.52, 498 nucleotides. RefSeq lists its product as uncharacterized. NCBI's taxonomy places the organism in Eukaryota, Fungi, Ascomycota, Eurotiomycetes, Chaetothyriales, Herpotrichiellaceae. The transcript is spliced from 2 exons. The record is from RefSeq and is a predicted model, not a curated record. The coding region runs from base 1 to 498 and encodes 165 amino acids.
AUGUCUUUCUUUGAGACGGCACCACGACUUCCCGAAGACGCCGUCUUUGCUCUCACCACUGAGUAUCGUGAUGAUCUGUCCCCUAUGAAAGUAAAUCUUGGACAAGGGAGCUAUCGUAAUGAGGACGGCUUUCUUGGGUUCUACCUGCUGUCCGCCGAGCUCGGAGAAGGCUGCCACCUGUCAGAGCCUCUCCGGAACUGGAAGCCUACACUUGGCGGGAUCACUAAUCAGGAAUUGCAGUUCUUUGAAUUGUCAAGCGUGGGUUUUGGUCGAAUCAUCAUUUGGUGUCUUCUCCCAUUGGCUUUCAAGUUCGCGCUUUUCGAUAUUAUAACCCUGAAGCAAAAGCACUACGCUCGGCCGAACCAAACUCGAUUGUCAUCUUACAUGCUUGCGCCCAUAACCCGACGGGAUGUGAUCCUGCACAAGACCAAUGGAGAGAAAUUGGUGAGAUCGUCAAAGAACGACAACUCUUUCCCCUUUUCGAUGCAGACUAUUUAG